This is a messenger RNA of Labeo rohita (rohu), 3095 nucleotides long. RefSeq names its product selenocysteine lyase (gene scly). The record is from RefSeq and is a predicted model, not a curated record. The transcript has 13 exons. Lineage: Eukaryota; Metazoa; Chordata; Actinopteri; Cypriniformes; Cyprinidae. The coding region runs from base 120 to 1481 and encodes 453 amino acids.
CUGAAAUAAGGAAGAGUUUAAUCCUGUACGCUUCCGGUUCAAAGUAGCGUGCCGAUGCCGCAUCAUCAGUUUGAACUGUGAAUCAUUGAUAGGACAUACGCUAAAGAGCAAGAGAGAUAAUGGCUGAAAAGACUGAUCCCCCUGUCAUUCUGGGUCGUAAUUUACGGGGAGCCUUAACACAACAUUGUGGGUCUGACCUGGAUCAUCAUCAUCAUCAUGUGGCUGAUGGGCCAGACAGAAUAUAUAUGGAUUACAACGCCACCACACCAGUCGAUCCAGAGGUGGUCAAGGUUAUUACUGAUGCUUUAACUGAUGCAUGGGGAAAUCCCAGCAGUAAUUACGUACCAGGUCUGAAAGCCAGAGAUAUUAUUUAUCAUUCCAGAGACACUAUUGCCAGAAUGGUUGGUGGAAAAGCAGCAGACAUUAUUUUUACUUCAGGAGGAACUGAGGCCAAUAAUCUAGUGUUUCACACAGCUGUGGAGCACUUCAAUAAAAGCAAGACUUCUGCCGAGGGAAGCACAAACAAGCAGCUAAAUGGAAAAGGCUCCCUGCCCCAUAUUAUCAUCUCCAAUGUAGAACACGACUCCAUCAAACUCACAGCUGAACACUUGUUAAAAGAGGGCAAAGCAGAUGUCACAUUUGUGCCCGUUUCCAAGGUCACGGCACGGGUGGAGGUCGAGGAUGUCCUUUCAGCGAUUCGUCCCACCACCUGCUUGGUGUCGAUCAUGAUGGCCAAUAAUGAGACAGGCAUCAUUAUGCCAAUUAAGGAUAUUUGUCAGAGGGUGAGGGAAGUAAACAAACAGAGGUCAGCUUCAGCUCCCAGAAUCCUCCUGCACACUGAUGCAGCACAGGCUAUCGGAAAGAUACGAGUGGAUGCACGUGAGCUGGGAGUAGACUAUAUUACCAUUGUAGGACACAAGUUUUAUGGCCCUCGAAUUGGAGCUUUGUUUGCAAAUGAUCCUGGAACCACAACUCCGGUUUACCCUCUGUUUUUUGGAGGAGGGCAAGAGCGCAACUUCAGACCAGGAACUGAGAACACAGCAAUGAUUGCUGGUCUGGGAAAGGCUGCAGAAUUGGUAAGCUCAAAUCUAGCAGAGUAUGAAGCCCAUUUCCUGGACAUCCGAUGUUAUUUAGAGCAAAGGCUGCUUGAUGUCUUUGGAAGAGAUAAGAUUCAUUUUAACAGCCAUUUUCCUGGCUCUGGCAUUUUGCCCAACACAUGCAACGUAUCCAUUUUGGGAAGGGGACUUCAAGGGCGUAGAGUGCUUUCCACCUGUAGGAGGUUGUUGGCCAGUGUGGGUGCUGCCUGCCACUCAGACAGAGGAGAUCAACCUUCCCAUAUUCUUCUAAGCUGUGGGAUUCCCUAUGAUGUGGCUACUAAUGCUUUGAGGAUCAGUGUGGGUAGAAGUACGUCCCGUGAAGAUGUGGACAUUGUCGUGGAGGAUCUGAGGGACACUGUAGAGCAACUGGAGCGGAUGAACUAGCACCUUGGAUAUUGUGUGUGCCUAUAUAUGGAUAUUGAACUUCAACCAAAAAGGACAAAUUUUAUUGAAAGGUUUUAGUUUAUAGCUAUGUGGCUUUGCACAUAGAUUAGAUGGUGCGUCAUGGGUAUAGAGUUCAGGUUUCAGGGUCAUUUUCAGGUUGCACUAUAUUGAUCUAUAAGAGUUCUUUAUUUAGGAGAAUAUAUUUAAUAUAAAUCUUCUUUGCUUUGCAAAUAGAUUAAAUGGUGUGUCAUGAGGAUAAAGAUCAGGCUUCAGGGUCAUUGUCAGGUUGCACUAUACUUGGGCCAGUUGCAUAAACUUAGCCAAAGGGUAAUCCUAUUUUUUUGCAUUCAACUAAUCUACAUUUUUAUCUAACUGAAAUGAAAAAAUCAUGACCAGUCUUAAAGAAAAAAAUUAGCUAACUUUUAAGACUAGUCUUAAGCUUUUAUGCAACCAGCCCCAGAUCUAAGAGCAAUGUUACAAGUAACGUGAGUUACGUAAUCAGAUUACUUUUUUCAAGUACCUAGUAAAGUAACGCAUUACUUUUUAAUCUUCAAGAAAAUAUCUGAGUUACUUUUUUUUUCUCCCAUUUAUUGACUGAAAGCUCUUUUGUCCCCAUGUUGAGAGAAAUCGGGAAUAAGAUGUAACUUUAGUUCUAGAAUAAAUGUGAACAUGCAUUAAUUCAUCUCACUCGCUUACAAAAAAAACAGAUUCAGUAUUCCUCAAAAUAAAUUUACAAAGUUAAGUGCAACUCAGAAUAUAACGCAAACCUGCAAUAAUUAAAUAUCCUUUGUUUUUUAAUCCCAUUUUAUUAACCAGUGUCUUUGCUUCUGACCUUUGAUGAUCCAAUAUAACCAUACUAAUAAGCAAAAAUUAUUCAAGAUAAACUAACAUUUGUUGUUCUUCUUUUUUUAUUGCUGAAGAGUGUUGAACUUUCUUCUGCGUUCUACUGUACAAACGUGAUUUUAUUUUUCCUUUAUCCUGAGGCUUUUGGUGUAAACAGGCUUUUACAUUUGCCAAAAAUAUAACUUUUUAUAUUAAAAACAAACAAGGAAUCCCAGCCCAGAUUUAAAAAGUAAUGCAAAAGUAACGUAACGCAUUACUUCCCACAAACAGUAACUAAGUAACGUAAUUGGUUACUUUUUUAAGGGAGUAACGCAAUAUUGUAAUGCAUUACUUUUAAAAGUAACUUUUCCCAACACUGUCUAAGAGCUUGUUGUUUAGCAGAACAAAAUGUUUAACAUAAAUAUUGUUUGGUAAAGCAUAUUUCAUAUAUGAAACUUCAGGGAUUUUAACUAAAUAGUAAAUGAUAAAUACCAUAAGCAGCUUGCAUAUGAGGGUGUGCAAUGUGUAUGAUCUACAAAAAAAAAAUUACAUGAAAUAUCAAUGUAUCAUUUUUUUGUAGCUAUUGCACACUCCUACUUGCAUAUGAUUGUUGGCUUUGGUCAUGGUCAGAGUUUUUUUAACAGGGAUUCUUCGUUAUUUGGUUUAGUAUUUAGUGGUUAGUUUGCCCCUCCUGGUUUUGUAUUUAAUACACUGUGAUAUGUUGCAUUGUUUUUAAACGGUUUCAUAAUUUAAUUAUGUGAAUUAUUUUAAUUAUGUUGUAGAUGUUCAUAC